AUAAAUAAUAUUAGUAAUAUUUAUUACGUAUUAGUACGUAAUACGUAUUACAGUAUUACACGUAUCUAUUUUUCUGUUCGUCUGUCGUGUUUGUGUACUGUAUACUUGACACCUAUGUCACAAUGCCAAAACAAUAAUAAUUAGAAUUGUAACUCUUUAUUCUUCAAUCCAAUUUGCAACUCACAUCACUCGCACUCUCAGUCAUUGGCCAUUGCUUGUCGUCUAGCUACACUUGACCAUCAAACAAGUUAAUUAUCGAAUAUUGUCAUCAGAUUUAAUAAAUUACAUUACGCAAGAUGGCUUUAACAAAAGGUGUUUUUAUUGUGGCGGCUAAGAGAACUCCUUUUGGUACGUAUGGAGGUAAGUUUGUGAAAACUUCAUCUACUGAACUACAAAUAGUAGCUGCUAAAGCUGCACUUACAGCUGGUAAUGUAGACCCAAAAAUUGUUGAUUCGGUUGUCAUUGGAAAUGUUCUAAUGAACUCGUCUUCAGAUGGUGCAUUUUUACCCAGACAUGUACUACUUCAUUGUGGAAUUCCACAAGAUCGCCAUGCAUUAGGUAUUAACAGAUUAUGUGGAUCUGGAUUCCAGUCCAUUGUUAAUGGAGCACAGAGUAUCAUGUGUGGUGAGUCUAAUGUUGUAUUGACUGGAGGAGUAGACAGCAUGAGUCAGUCUCCACACGUUGUUCGUAAUGCUCGUUUCGGUAUACCUCUUGGAGCAGCUUAUGUUUUUGAAGACAGUCUUUGGACUGGAUUAACUGAUACAUAUUGUCAAUUACCAAUGGCAUUGACAGCAGAAAAAUUAGCUGAAGAAUAUAAAAUUACAAGACAAGGAGUAGAUGAAUUUGCUUUGCGUUCACAAACUUUAUGGAAAAAAGCCCAAGAUAACAAUGUAUUCAGUGCUGAAUUAGCUCCAGUAACCAUAAAAGUGAAAAAAUCAGAUGUAGUUGUUGAUGUUGACGAACAUCCAAAGCCAAAGACAACUCUUGAAACAUUAGGAAAAUUACCUACUGUUUUUAAAAAGAAUGGAGUUGUAACUGCUGGUUCAGCAUCUGGUAUAUGUGAUGGUGCAGGAGCUGUCGUAUUGGCUAGUGAGGAAGCAUUGAAAAAACAUUCUCUGACUCCGCUGGCAAGAUUAGUUGGUUACUCAGUAGUAGGUGUUGAUCCAAGCAUAAUGGGUAUUGGUCCAGCUCCAUCAAUUUCAAAACUAUUGAGCAUUACUGGAAAAUCCCUUAAUGAUAUUGACUUGGUUGAGAUUAAUGAAGCAUUUGGAGCUCAAACUCUUGCUUGCCAAAAAGAAUUAAAACUUGACAUUGAAAAACUUAAUGUUAAUGGUGGUGCUAUUGCAAUUGGACAUCCAUUGGCAGCAUCAGGAGCCAGAAUUACUAGUCAUCUUGUCCAUGAACUCAGGCGUAAAAAUCUUAAGUAUGGAAUUGGUUCUGCCUGUAUUGGAGGAGGUCAAGGUAUUGCUCUCUUGGUUGAGAAAGUAUAACAAUAUGUACGUUAUCAUUUUAAAUAAGACUGGUUUUGGGAUUGUUUUAUUUACAAGAAUUUCUUACUUUGAUCAAUUGUA
This is a messenger RNA of Melanaphis sacchari, 1571 nucleotides long. It is a transcript of the gene yip2, whose product is annotated as 3-ketoacyl-CoA thiolase, mitochondrial. Gene Ontology annotation, biological process: fatty acid beta-oxidation. Gene Ontology annotation, molecular function: acetyl-CoA C-acetyltransferase activity. The record is from RefSeq and is a predicted model, not a curated record. Lineage: Eukaryota; Metazoa; Arthropoda; Insecta; Hemiptera; Aphididae. The transcript is spliced from 8 exons. Bases 297 to 1490 code for a protein of 397 amino acids.